Messenger RNA from Ailuropoda melanoleuca (giant panda), 4860 nucleotides. RefSeq names its product zinc finger protein 541 (gene ZNF541). The record is from RefSeq and is a predicted model, not a curated record. The transcript has 16 exons. Gene Ontology annotation, biological process: negative regulation of DNA-templated transcription; regulation of transcription by RNA polymerase II. NCBI's taxonomy places the organism in Eukaryota, Metazoa, Chordata, Mammalia, Carnivora, Ursidae. Gene Ontology annotation, molecular function: transcription corepressor activity. Gene Ontology annotation, cellular component: transcription regulator complex; histone deacetylase complex. The coding region runs from base 277 to 4317 and encodes 1346 amino acids.
AUGCCUCUUCCUUUCCACCACCUGCUUUCAGGGCAAAAGAAGUUGGAUGAGUGUCCUGAAUUUACUACCCAGAGUUCCAGGAAGAAAUAGCCAGUGGUCUGACGAUCACCUGAACCCCCUCCCUGUGGGGCCUAACGUGGGCCCUCCUGUUCCCUGGAGAUUCACUCGUUUGCUCUUCUCCUGGAAUUAGCACCAAGAGCUUUGCCUCCCUGACUCCUUACACAGCCUUGUUUGUCUGGAGAGUAGCUCUUGGCCAAGACCUGGCAGUGGAGAGCCAUGGACCAGUACAACCUUGGGGACGAGGGUGCCCUUCCUCCAGAGAUGCAUCUCCCUUCAUUUUCUGAGAGCCAGGGACUCAACUGCAGUGACACCCUCAACCGGGAUCUGGGUCCCAGCACACGAGACCUGUUCUAUGCUGGCUUGAGUGGUUUGGACCUGGACCCUAGCCUCCCAACGCCUGACAUGGCCAGCGAGGUGCUGGAGGACAACUUAGACACGCUGUCCCUGUACUCAGGGAAGGACAGUGACUCCAUGAAGCUGCUGGAGGAGUAUGCAGACCCGGAAUCUCAGGCUUCCUUACAAGACCUGGGGCUCGGCGUCCUCAAGGUGCCUAAGGAGGCUGAUGAAGGAGGCAGGGCCACCUGUGGGAGCAGCAGGAAAGGAAAGCGUCAGCAUGCCUCCCCCCAGAACCCGCUUCUGGACUGUAGCCUGUGCGGGAAGGUGUUCAGCAGCGCCAGCUCCCUUAGCAAGCACUACCUGACACACAGCCAGGAGAGGAAGCACGUCUGCAAGAUCUGCAGCAAGGCCUUCAAGCGCCAGGACCACCUGACCGGGCACAUGCUCACACACCAGAAGACCAAGCCGUUCGUGUGCAUCGAGCCGGGCUGCAGCAAGAGCUACUGCGACUACCGCUCCCUGCGCCGCCACUACGAGGUGCAGCACGGCCUGUGCAUCUUGAAGGAGGCGCCCCCGGAGGAGGAGGCCUGCGGGGACUUCCCUCACACCCACGAGGCCCCGCGCUCCCUGGGGCCCCCCGAAGCCAGGUCCCCUGGCUCCCUCUUGCCCAGCCGAGACCUCCUGCGCUGCCUGGUGAGCAGCAUCGUCCACCAGAAGAUCCCCUCUCCCGUCCUGGCCCCUGCGGCCCCCUCCGAUGGCGGGGAGGGGAGGAGCGCGGCCUGUCCCCGCGCACCCUCUUCUGGGCCCUCCUCCUGCACCCCAGCAGGCAUCCCGGCGGACCCGGCAAAUCGGGGCACGGAUGUUCCCGAGGAGCCUCGGCCCCCGCGGAAGGAGCCUGCUGCUGCCAUGGUCACGGCCGUCCACUCGAGAGCCGUGGAGAACGGCAGCACCGACCCAGCCGAGUCGGAGCCACCGGUGCUUCCGCUGCCGCCCACCCUGGAGGGCUGGCCCGAGGGCGGCCCCCUGCCUGCCUGCCUGCCUCUGUUCCGAGGCCAGACGGUCCCUGCCAGUUCCCAGCCAGCCAGCCACAACUUCCAGUGGCUCCGGAACGUGCCCGGAUGCCCCAAGAAUAAAGGGAACAAUGUGUUCCUGGUCCACAAGCCCCCCUCAGUGCCGUCCCGGGAGGGCUGUGAGUCAGGCCCCGGGCCCAGCAGCACUUCCCCUGCAGGGGAGCCCUCGCCCAGCUCGGGCACUACCAGUCUGGAGGACACAUUGCCCUUCCCUGCCACGCUCCUGAAGGCACCUGGGGAGGUCUCCAGUGACCUGAGAUAUGCCGGCGGGGAAGACGACUCCUGGGUUUUCAAGAAGAACAAGUUUGACUGCGACUCUUUCUCGUGGCAAAACCCCGGGGAGCCUGGCCUCCAGGAUGCCCAGAAGCACCCGUCUGAUGCCACACCACUCUUUCGGCAGCUCUUCCUGAAGUCCCAGGAGUCUCUAGUGAGCCACGAACAGAUGCAGGUGUUCCAGAUGAUCGCCAAGUCCCAGCGGAUCUUUUCUCAGCUCCCUGGGCCCGAGGGCAAGCAGGCCACCCUGAAGCCACUGCCGGGGCCCUGGUCCCAGCAGCCCCCACCGCCGGCACCCCCUGUUGACUCUCUCCAUGCUGGCCCCGGGAACCCGGAGCCAGAGGGGUCCCCAGCCCGCAGGAGGAAAAUCACGCCAGUGUUCCCCAGAGAGGCCUCCCCAGCCAGCACCAGACGGGACUUAAAGGCAGGUCCAGAAGUGGCCACCGCUCCUCCGUCCCUCACAGCAUCAUCAUUGGACCCUCCCGCGAAUCCAGACAUCUCCUCUCUGGCCAAGCAGCUGAGAUCCACAAAAGGGACCUUGGACCUGGGGGACAUCUUUUCCCCAGGGGGCCCACGGCAGACCCAGUUAGGUGGGGAGGAAUCCCUUGGAGCCCAGCUCUCAGGGAAGCAGACCCAGGCGGAGAAUGGCACAGCUUUAGGGGCCACAAAAGGUGAAAAGAGCCAGGCCUGCGCCCGGGGCGGAGGCUACAGGCUCUUCUCCGGCAACUCCAGGUCCCAGCGCUUCUCCGGCUUCCGAAAGGAGAAGGUGAAAAUGGAUAUGUGCUGCACAGCCUCCCCGAGCCAGGUAGCCAUGGCCUCCUUCUCGUCGGCUGGGCCUCCGGCAGAGCCGCUGCAGGACUCCAAGUCCAAGCUGACCAUAUUCAACAGAAUCCAGGGUGGGAAUAUCUACCGGCUCCCCCAUCCGCUGAAGGAGGACAACGUGGCAGGUGGAUGUAACCAGCAAAAUGCGGGCCCUGCAGACUGGGCAGAGCCAAGGAGCACUUAUGUCUGCAAGAAUUGCAGCCAGAUGUUUUAUACAGAGAAAGGGCUGAGCAGCCACAUGUGUUUUCACAGCGACCAGUGGCCGUCACCUCGAGGGAAGCAGGAGCAGCAGGUAUUUGGCACGGAGUUUUGCAAGCCACUGAGACAAGUGCUGAGGCCAGAGGGGGAUGGGCACAGUCCCCCAGGAGCUAAGAAAUCCUCCGACGACAACACAGCUGCAGCCCCUUCGGGGAUCCCCAUGCCUGUAGCUCCAGGGAACCGACGCACUGGGAACACCGCCAAGGGACAAGAGAAAGAUGGGGAGGAAAGAGACAGCAAGGAGAGCAGCCAGCACAGGAAGCGGAAGAAGCGCCCCCAGCCCAAGGCCUUGUUCUCCCCUCCUCCACCCUCUUCAUGUGGGGAGCCGGGCCUGGGAGGCUGCCACCAGAGCUGUCUGCGCUCUCCAGUGUUCCUGGUGGACCGCCUGCUCAAGGGAUUGUUCCAGUGCUCCCCUUACACGCCGCCCCCAAUGCUCAGCCCUAUCCGGGAGGGCUCGGGGCUGUACUUCAACACCCUCUGUUCCACCUCUGCUCAUGCUGGUCCUGACAAACUCAUCAGCAACAUGCUUGAUCAAGUGGAUGGCUCUUUUGGCAUUUGCAUGGUAAAGGAUGACACCAAGAUCAGCAUUGAACCACACAUCAACAUAGGAAGCCGGUUUCAGGCUGAGAUCCCAGAGCUCCAGGAGAGAUCGCUGGCUGGAGUUGAUGAGCACGUAGCUUCUCUGGUCUGGAAGCCGUGGGGAGAUGUGACGACCAACCCAGAAACGCAGGACAGAGUGACUGAGCUCUGCAACGUGGCCUGUUCCAGCGUGAUGCCAGGAGGGGGCACCAACCUGGAGCUCGCUCUGCACUGCCUGCACGAAGCCCAGGGCAACGUUCAGAUCGCCCUGGAGACCCUCUUACUCCGAGGACCCCAGAAGCCGCAGACUCACCCACUGGCCGACUACCGCUACACAGGUUCGGACGUCUGGACCCCCAUGGAGAAGAGGCUUUUUAAGAAGGCAUUCUGUGCCCACAAGAAGGACUUUUACUUGAUACACAAGACGAUUCAGACAAAGACUGUAGCCCAGUGUGUUGAGUAUUACUACAUCUGGAAAAAAAUGAUCAAGUUUGACUGUGGCCGAGCCCCAGGACUGGAAAAGAGGGUCAAGAGAGAGCCAGAUGAAGCAGACAGGACAGAAGCAAAGGUCGCUUGCAGCCCUCGGGAGAGACCCAGCCACCGUCCCACUCCUGAGUUCAAAAUGAAGACCAAGAGUUACAGGAGGGAGUCCAUUCUCAACGCCAGCCCGAAUGCCGGCCCCAAGCGGACUCCCGAGCCGCCAGGGAGUGUGGAGGGCCAGGGUGUCUUUCCCUGCAGAGAGUGUGAGAGGGUGUUCGACAAAAUCAAGAGUCGAAAUGCCCACAUGAAGCGCCACCGGCUUCAGGACCAUGUGGAGCCCGUCGUCGUCAGGGUGAAGUGGCCUGUGAAGCCCUUCCAGCUGAAGGAGGAAGAGGAGGAGGAGGAGAUAGGGGCUGACAUCGGCCCCCUGCAGUGGUGAUGGGGGGGGGAGCUGGGGCAAGGCAGCAAGUCUGGAUGGGGGCCUCCAGCCUUGUCACCUUUCCCCUCGGCCUCCCCAGGGGGUCGGGGCACCCCUCUGCCUCCUCCCCACCCUUACUGUCCCUCACUGGCUAGCCCGGCAUGGAAACAUGGUGGGCAUUGGCCAUAAAUAGGCAGGAGAAGCACCCAGUCAUCAGACUGCUGUCGGCUGGUGCCAGACGCUCCAUUCCCUUUAGGCUUUAAAUCGUCUCUCCCCUUCUUGCAGUUCCCCUCCUUCUAGAGCAGGGAGGCUUGGGGAGGAAACGGGGUAGAUCUGGGUAGCUCUUAAAUCUUCGCCUCAAUUUUGGGGUUUGGUUACAUUUGUUAGAUAAGGCCAAGACGUAGAGAAUCAGUGGGAAGAUACCUUCAGAUCUCCAACAUGUUGGGGACCCUCUCCAGGGGAGUCUCUCUGCAUUCCAGAUUCAGUCCCUAGUCUUGCAAUGACUUGUACAUUGUUAGGGUUUUUUGUACGUGUCGACUUGUAAAUCUUAUUAAAUUGGGUUCU